GAGAACGCUAGGUCACGUGAUACUGUCACUGAGGCGGAAAUGAAAGUUCACUAGCGACAGCGGCGGAGCACAGCUGAAAAAGAGCUGUGAUGUCAUGGCAGCUGCCGGCGUGAGCAGACCUGGCAGUGCCCAGACCACUGAGAAGUCUCAGUUGACCUUGAAAGUGGUGUCGGCGAAGCCCCAGUCCCCAAAGCUGCCGAACCGGCACUCUCGGCUGAGCUCCUUCGUUGAGGUGACUGCAGACGGCCUCACCAGUGAAACCAAAAAAACAGGCAAACGUAGCGGGCACCUUGAGCUGCAGUGGAACGAAGACCUCACCCUUAAUGUGACGCCACAGAGUCGUCUGGAUCUAAAGCUGUGGAGCUGCCACACCCUGAGAAAGGAGCUACUGGGCAGCGCAACCAUAGACCUGCUGGACACGCUGCGCUCGCACGAUGGCAAGAUGGAGAACGUCCAGCUGAGCCUGGUGCUGCAGACGGAGAACAAAGGCUCGGUUGUAGCAGGAGGCGAGCUCAACGUCUGUCUGGACGGCAUGGUUGUUGAUCUGGGCUCGCUGCCCAACGGCAGCACGGCAGCAGACAAGAUACUUCAGUCGGAUAGACCCAACCUGAGGAGGACACAGAGCGAGGAGACUCCCAGUACAGCGGGAUCACAGGCCAGGAGCAACAGGCACUCAGUGGGGGGUUCGCAGGGUGAGUCCUCGGGGGACUCCAGAGGGAGCUCUCUGACAAAUGGGGAUCUGAGUGAGGAGCAGAUCCCCGGACCCGUUGCUCGCCGGCAGUCCUCUAAGAGUCACGGCAGCCCCGGAAACAGCGCAGAUAAGGUUGAGCUGACGUCUAAUGGACUGGAGAACAAUCGCGGCGUGUCCCUACACACGCCUCCUCCUUCUUCUCCUUCGGGCAGGUCUCCAGCUGCCAGCAGCAGCAGCAGUAGCCCCUCUCCUGGUCAGCAGGAAGCCCUGGGUCCAGCUGCCUCAGUGGAGCCCAGCUCCAACACCACCUCUAGCACGGAGCAGGCCAGCAACAGCACCACAGAGCCCACCACAGACUCACUCCCAGCAGGCUGGGAGCAGAGGGUGUUGCCUCAUGGCAGAGUGUACUACGUUGACCACAACACCAAAACCACAACGUGGGAGAGACCACUGCCACCGGGCUGGGAGAAACGAGUGGACCAGCGGGGCAGGUUCUACUAUGUGGACCACAACACCAGAACCACCACGUGGCAGAGGCCUACAGCCGAGUCUGUGCGAAACUACCAGCAGUGGCAGAGCCAGCGCAGCCAGCUGCAGGGCGCCAUGCACCAGUUCAGCCAGCGCUUCCUCUACCAGCCAUCCGGUGCUCCGGUGGAAAAUGACCCUCUGGGCCCGCUGCCUCCUGGAUGGGAGAAGCGUCAGGACAAUGGCAGGGUGUAUUUCGUCAACCACAACACACGGACGACGCAGUGGGAUGAUCCUCGGACCCAAGGGAUGAUCAAGGAGCACCCCCUGCCCCCGGGCUGGGAGAUGAAGUACACCGCCGAGGGAGUCCGAUAUUUCGUGGACCACAACUCGCGCACCACCACCUUUAAAGACCCUCGACCUGGGUUUGAGUCAGGGUCACGGCAGGGCGGUUCACCAGGCGCUUACGACCGCAGCUUCAGGUGGAAAUACCACCAGUUCCGUUUCCUGUGCCAUUCUAAUGCCUUACCCAGCCACGUGAAGAUCUCCGUGUCCAGACAGACGCUGUUUGAAGACUCGUUUCAGCAGAUCAUGAACGUGAAGCCAUACGAUCUUCGUCGCCGGCUCUACAUCAUUAUGAGAGGGGAGGAGGGGCUGGACUACGGUGGCAUCGCCAGGGAGUGGUUCUUCCUGCUGUCCCAUGAAGUCCUGAAUCCCAUGUACUGCCUGUUUGAGUAUGCUGGCAAGAACAACUACUGUCUGCAGAUCAACCCAGCAUCCUCCAUAAACCCCGACCACCUCACGUACUUUCGCUUCAUCGGUCGCUUCAUCGCUAUGGCUUUGUAUCAUGGAAAGUUCAUCGACACCGGCUUCACGCUGCCUUUCUACAAGCGAAUGCUGGACAAGAAACCCACUCUCAAAGACCUGGAGUCCAUAGACCCGGAGUUUUAUAACUCCAUCAUGUGGGUCAAAGAGAACAACCUGGAGGAGUGCGGUGUGGAGCUCUAUUUUGCACAGGACAUGGAGAUCCUCGGGAAGGUUUCCACUCACCAGCUGAAGGACGACGGGGAGAACGAGCUGGUCACCGAGGAGAACAAGGAGGAGUACAUCAGCCUGCUGACAGACUGGAGGUUCACCCGCGGGGUGGAGGAGCAAACCAAAGCCUUCCUGGACGGCUUCAACGAGGUGGUGCCUCUGGAGUGGCUUCGCUACUUUGACGAGAAGGAGCUGGAGCUGAUGCUUUGUGGGAUGCAGGAGAUCGAUUUGGCCGACUGGCAGAAGAACACCAUCUACCGACAUUACACCAAGAACAGCAAGCAGAUCCACUGGUUCUGGCAGGUGGUGAAAGAGAUGGACAAUGAGAAGAGAAUCCGUCUGCUUCAGUUUGUAACGGGAACCUGUCGGCUGCCCGUCGGAGGGUUCUCCGAGCUCAUAGGAAGUAAUGGUCCCCAGAAGUUCUGCAUAGACAAAGUGGGGAAGGAGACUUGGCUUCCAAGAAGCCACACAUGCUUCAAUCGUCUGGAUCUGCCUCCCUACCGAAGCCUGGAACAGCUCCGAGAGAAGCUCCUGUUCGCCAUCGAGGAGACGGAGGGAUUUGGACAGGAGUGAGACGAGGAGGCAGAGACGGACGACACUUAAAUCGACGAAUAGUUUUUUGUUAUUGGUCUUAUUUUGCGUUUGUUUGUUCAUCACAGGGCUGAGGAGUCACCUGUCAGCUAAACAAGCCCUCACCUGGGCGAGGAUCAUGUUAGUGAGCUAGUGAGCUGAAUCAUGGGAUCAGGCUUGAGGCACAGGAACACAGAAGAGUGAAUGCUUACGUGUGUGGGUGUGAGUGUGGUUGCUCAUGUUAAUGCCAUUGUGUAUUUGCAUAUAAAUGGUGUGUAUGUGUGUGGAUUAAACAGGAUGACCACUCCCCCCCCCUUACUCACUGCUUAGAACCGCACCAAAACCAGACGACAUGAUAGUUUUAAUGUCAGCAGCGACUCACAGCGACAGCACAGCUACCCGCAAAUGCAGUACAACAUAUCUACCAGAGAGACGUACAUUUUAAGCAUAUUAAAGCAGCGAGACGGCAGCGUGUGAGAGGAAGCUGUUAUCGUGAACUAGUGCGCCUCUGUUACAGAGGUCAGAGAGAUGAGAUGCGAUUUUAUUUUUUCUGUUGAUUGUGAAAUUCAGUCGAUUUCUCCUGUAUAUAACUCAAAUAAAUGAGAUUUCAGUCAUAA
Messenger RNA from Pundamilia nyererei, 3378 nucleotides. It is a transcript of the gene wwp2, whose product is annotated as WW domain containing E3 ubiquitin protein ligase 2. The record is from RefSeq and is a predicted model, not a curated record. NCBI's taxonomy places the organism in Eukaryota, Metazoa, Chordata, Actinopteri, Cichliformes, Cichlidae. Bases 95 to 2764 code for a protein of 889 amino acids. Gene Ontology annotation, cellular component: cytoplasm. Gene Ontology annotation, molecular function: RNA polymerase II-specific DNA-binding transcription factor binding; ubiquitin protein ligase activity. Gene Ontology annotation, biological process: protein K63-linked ubiquitination; proteasome-mediated ubiquitin-dependent protein catabolic process; regulation of monoatomic ion transmembrane transport. The transcript is spliced from 24 exons.